Ruditapes philippinarum (Manila clam) is the source of this 1450-nucleotide messenger RNA. RefSeq lists its product as uncharacterized. Gene Ontology annotation, cellular component: plasma membrane. The record is from RefSeq and is a predicted model, not a curated record. Gene Ontology annotation, biological process: adenylate cyclase-activating G protein-coupled receptor signaling pathway. Gene Ontology annotation, molecular function: G protein-coupled receptor activity. The coding region runs from base 89 to 1267 and encodes 392 amino acids. NCBI's taxonomy places the organism in Eukaryota, Metazoa, Mollusca, Bivalvia, Venerida, Veneridae. The transcript has 2 exons.
GAUUUAGAAACGAAUUCUAAUAGAUUGUAAAUGAAUUCUAAAACAGACACUUAUACUAAAUUAUUAGAUAUAAGAUAUUAAGAGGAACAUGAAUAAUACAACGGAGGUUUGCAUUAAUAAAACGGACACCGGUGCUCCACGGAGCGGUUACGAUUUACCGGUGUACGGUUUGUCAACUGGAUCGUUUUACCGGAUACAUAUUCCAGCUCUGUCAUGUAUUUCUUUAAGUCUUUGUUGCGUAAUCAUAGUCAUGGUUUUGUCGUACUCUCACAAGAAUUUCAGGAAGUUCUUUUCUUGGGCAAAACGUGAUCGAUUUAUCAUUUAUCUUGCUAUUUGCGACGGUGGAUUUAACAUUUUUCACGGCCUUGACCAUCUGCAUUACCUCACAACUAAGGAUCACAUUCGGCCUAAGAUAUUGUGCGAGUUUUAUGGCUUUCUUUUGACAGAAUUUAUCACAGCACAAAAUCUUCUAGUGAAUGUAGUAGCGAUAAAUGCGUUUAUUAUGAUGUUUUUCAACAAGAACAUAAACUUUGGAAGAUAUGAUUGGAAACUAUUGGCGUGGACAUUUGGUUUACCUUUUGUUGCCGCCAUUGCCGCUGCUUUUACGGGACAGCUCGGACCAAACGGAACUUUCUGCCAGUUUGACGCCAUUACCGGAAGUGUAGCUUUCAUCCUGUUCACAACCGUUCCAACUGUCCUCAUUUUUAUUGUUAACAGUGUUUUAUACUUGUUGACAUGGAAACGUAUUAAAGAACAAGUUUCCGGAAUAUCCCAGUCGUUGAAGAAUUCAAAUGUGACGGAUAAAUCACGGCGAGCAGCCAGGAACAUGUCGUUGUUCGUUUUGGCAUUCUUUAUACAAUGGUGGUCGUGUGCUGUAUUUAGCGUGUGGCUGUUAAUUGAUAUAAACGUGCCCCUUUUCUUCAUUAACAUUGAGACCACGUUAGUAAACCUUGGAGGAUGUUUGAAUCUAGCUAUCUACUUAAUAAUGAGACGGAGAGACAAAUGUAACGAAGACGACGGGAACAAAAACACGAUGGUUACGGACGACAACUUGAGCGCAGCGCACUCUGUUGACAACGCUGUUGCACUAUCGUCCGUGGGGGAAACUGCCAUAGCACCGUCUGGAAUAAGGUCAUAUUUACCGGCAUGUGAUAAUGGCGGCACUACAUGUGAGAACGGAUGUAAAUAUUCGUACAGUUCGAAUGACAGUGAACCCCCGUUUGAAAAGGAGUCAUCUUGCACGGAACAAGUAAACAACAAGAUAUAGGAAACGAACAAAAGUUUUAUUCACGUCUAUCAGUAUCGUUUUAUGAAAGUUCCAAAGUUAUAGAAGUAAAGAUCUAAAAAAAUUAUAUUAUAUUAAUAGAUUUGAAUGGUUACUCUGCACAUGUAAAAUUCCAAAAAGAAAAGUGAAAAUCCCGACCCAAAUCUUUAACUGAACGAAUCAGGC